Messenger RNA from Hordeum vulgare subsp. vulgare (domesticated barley), 1941 nucleotides. Its product is annotated as gamma-aminobutyrate transaminase 1, mitochondrial. Gene Ontology annotation, biological process: biotin biosynthetic process. Gene Ontology annotation, molecular function: S-adenosyl-L-methionine:8-amino-7-oxononanoate transaminase activity; pyridoxal phosphate binding. Lineage: Eukaryota; Viridiplantae; Streptophyta; Magnoliopsida; Poales; Poaceae. The record is from RefSeq and is a predicted model, not a curated record. The coding region runs from base 100 to 1635 and encodes 511 amino acids. The transcript has 19 exons.
AUGGCCCCGCACCGCAGGUCUCUCCCUCCCCCCUCGCUUCUAUCUCUGCAUCUCUUCUCCCCGACGGGAACAGCCCGCCCCUGAUUUGAUUCUGCCAGGAUGAUCGCGCGCGGCCUGCUCCGAUCCAAUGCCUCAUCGCAGGCAAGCAAAUUGGUGAAGUAUUUUACCAGCACGGGGGGCUUACAAGGGCACGCAGAGAGCUUGUCAGAUGCAUCAGUCAGGCAUUUCAGUUCAGCAUCGUCUCCUCAGACUAACUCAACCGACGAAAAUGGGUUUAAGGGGCAUGGCAUGUUGGCACCAUUCACAGCUGGAUGGCAGAGCAAUGAUGUGCAUCCGCUGGUUAUUGAGAGAUCUGAGGGUUCUUAUGUUUAUGACAUCAAUGGGAAUAAGUAUCUAGAUUCUCUAGCAGGACUGUGGUGUACAGCUUUAGGUGGUAGUGAGCCUCGAUUAGUCAAAGCUGCAACUGACCAAUUAAACAAGUUACCCUUCUAUCACUCCUUCUGGAAUCGUACAACCAAACCAACAUUGGAUCUUGCAGAUGACCUUCUUAGCAUGUUCACUGCAAACAAAAUGGGAAAGGCAUUCUUCACAAACAGUGGUUCGGAAGCAAACGACUCACAGGUCAAACUAGUAUGGUAUUAUAACAAUGCAUUGGGGAGGCCAAACAAGAAGAAGUUUAUUGCACGAACAAAAGCAUAUCAUGGAUCAACGUUAAUAUCAGCUAGUCUCACUGGUCUUCCUGCCCUGCACCAGAAGUUCGAUCUACCAGCACCUUUUGUACUGCACACAGAUUGCCCUCACUACUGGCGCUUCCAUCUUCCUGGUGAGACAGAAGAAGAAUUUGCAACAAGACUUGCCAAAAAUUUAGAGGAUCUUAUCCUCAAGGAAGGACCAGAAACCAUUGCUGCCUUCAUUGCUGAGCCUGUGAUGGGUGCUGGUGGUGUCAUCCCUCCUCCAAAGACCUAUUUUGACAAGGUUCAAGCUGUGGUUAAGAAGUAUGACAUCCUUUUCAUAGUAGAUGAGGUCAUUACUGCAUUUGGAAGGUUGGGAACUAUGUUCGGAUCUGAUAUGUAUAACAUCAAGCCAGAUCUAGUCACCUUGGCCAAGGCUCUUUCAUCUGCCUAUGUGCCCAUUGGAGCAACUCUUGUUAGCCCAGAAAUAGCAGAUGUGAUUGAUACUCAGAGCAAUAAGCUUGGCUCAUUUGCUCAUGGCUUUACAUACUCCGGCCAUCCAGUUGCUUGUGCUGUCGCCAUUGAAGCGUUGAAAAUCUAUCGGGAAAGGAAUAUUCCUGAUCAUGUGAAGCAAAUCGCUCCACGCUUCCAGGAAGGAUUGAAGGCCUUUGCAGGAAGCCCAAUUGUUGGGGAGAUCCGUGGUGUAGGGUUGAUAAUUGGAACUGAAUUCGCCGACAACAAAUCACGAGAUAGCCCAUUCCCUGCUGAAUGGGGUGUUGGUGCUAUCUUCGGGCAGGAGUGCCAGAAGCGUGGCAUGUUGGUUAGGGUUGCGGGCGACAGCAUUAUGAUGUCACCACCAUUGACAAUGACCCUUGGCGAAGUUGAUGAGCUUGUGAGCAUAUAUGGAGAAGCUAUGAAGGCCACAGAGGGGAGAGUGGCAGAGCUCAAGUCGAAGAAAAACUAGACAAAGAUGCAGCACGACGUCGGCGGUAAUCUCGGAUGUGUACAGAAUAAUUCCUCGCUGUCAGGUGGUAAUAACGGCGCACCGGAACGGAACGAACACUGUUCUUGAUGCGCGAAAUGGCGAAGUAUUUCUUUCACCAAAGCCACGGUGAUUGAUGACAUGAUUCCACACAAGAUAGAUGUGGGUCCAUUCUUGCAUGUAUAGAUAAUCUGCCAAAUAAAGCCGUCUAUAUGAUUGCCGCUUUGAUAAUCUCUUGUACUGAACGCGUUGAGUUUAGAAUGAAACAUUUUGAAAUAAUUCCCUUGA